This is a messenger RNA of Culicoides brevitarsis, 2052 nucleotides long. It is a transcript of the gene Sox15, whose product is annotated as putative transcription factor SOX-15. Lineage: Eukaryota; Metazoa; Arthropoda; Insecta; Diptera; Ceratopogonidae. Gene Ontology annotation, biological process: cell differentiation; anatomical structure morphogenesis; regulation of DNA-templated transcription. The coding region runs from base 1 to 2052 and encodes 683 amino acids. The record is from RefSeq and is a predicted model, not a curated record. The transcript has 3 exons. Gene Ontology annotation, molecular function: RNA polymerase II cis-regulatory region sequence-specific DNA binding; DNA-binding transcription factor activity, RNA polymerase II-specific.
AUGGAAUCAGACACAGAACGAGAUUAUAAUCAAUACAGUUCGCCACAACAGACAUUUCACAGAGCCUACGAGGAUUACGUGCAUCCCUUGCAGACACAUUCCUCUUCGGGGUCCCCUCAUCCAAAUAGCGCCUCGCCUCAAAUGUAUUCCGUAAAUGCGCACGGCAUGCUAACGCCACAAAGUCCCUCCAUGGGUUCCGGUCACAGUCCCAUGUUGCUUUCGUCACAUUCGCCGCUAAAUAGCUCCCUUCUUACCUCCAGUUCGCCCUUGAUGAGUCAAUAUUCGUCGUACUCGGACGUCAUUCCGACGACAAUUUUGUCGCAAGAGGACUCGUAUUACUGCAGCAUGAGUUCCGGCUACGGCGAAUUUUGUGCGACCAAUUAUGGCGUGCUGCAACGACAACCGUAUGGCAAAAUGGGACAUCCGAGCAGCAUGAAGCCCGCAAAAGAGCCACGCAUCCGGAGACCGAUGAAUGCGUUUAUGGUUUGGGCAAAAGUUGAGCGUAAAAAGUUGGCGGACGAGAAUCCGGAUUUACAUAAUGCUGAUUUGAGUAAAAUGCUAGGUAAAAAAUGGCGCUCUUUGACCCCACAAGACCGUCGCCCUUAUGUGGAAGAAGCUGAAAGACUGCGUGUGAUUCACAUGACAGAACAUCCCAACUACAAGUAUCGUCCACGUCGACGAAAACACACAAAAACUCGCACAAACACGGGUCCUCCAGCGACAAACAACCUCUCCAACACUCCCGUGAACGCAUCAAACAAUGACACACCGUCUCCCUAUGGCGAUGGCAGUUGCAUGAGUCCCUAUGGCGGCUACGGAUCGCAUUAUGGCACAAAUCACGUGAUGCAUACGCCCGAACCGAGUCCCACAAACAGUCCUGAGCCACGUAAUAACCGCAAAUCGGUGCCAAACAUGACAGAUAUCAACAAUUCCAAUAAAAUGGACGACGUUGUAAACGCCUUGCCAACGCCCGAAACGAGUCCCUUUGAGCAGGAGGGAAACUUACAUCAAAGUUACGAUGAAAAAGUGAAGAAGGAACUUGGGUUCGGUGACAUGAAUAGUGGUAACAAUUAUCACAGUCCCUCGAAAUUGCACGAAAAAAUGGGAUUUCCCUAUGAUUCCAAUGACAUGUCCAAACGCGAAUACAUUCCGUAUGACCAAAAUAUCGACUCGAAGAAGUACAACAGUUAUGGCGCAAGUGACAAGCGAUUUACUUACGAAUCGAAUUUGGGUGACAAGCGAUAUGUGUCAGCGACAAGUGCUCCCACCACCAUUGGAGCCGUCGUUAAUGGCAUGUACGUCAUGUGCAGCAAUCGGAAUGCCCUGGAUCAAGGACACGUUGUUACGGGAACGUAUUUUCCGCCCUUGCCCACAAGUCAGGACCAGCAAAAUCUCGGGGGAAGUCUCAUUACUACGAGUUCCAGUAUGGGUCACGGUAAUAUGGUGAGUACGUCCAGUAGUGGCAACACAAAUCAUCUCAAUACGUCCAAAGAUGCGACUUCCGGCAACACUGGGAACAACAUGGACUCGUAUUACGGCAAUAAUUCAGUCAUCACGAGUUACUCGACGUAUCCAAAUUCGUACAAAGAGUAUUCCGGCAACUACAUUCCACAUUCGAGCAGUGGUUCCAUGCCCGAAGAAAUGGACAAAUAUCUGAAAUACACGGAAAAUAACAAUAAUUUCAAUGAAUAUGAGUCCUAUCAUAACAAUCAUUCCAGUUCUGGUCUGCCAACGUACCAUCAACAAAGUAUUCCGUCGACUCUACCUCUGAAUGCCACCACAAAUAACGGCUUAUCUCUCAGUAAUCAGCAAGAAUACUACCAGCAAUAUGUCCAACAACAACAACAAUCGCAGCAGCAGCAACAACAACAACAACUAUCAAAUUCAUCACAAUCGUUGGUGGGAACAGCAAAAGUUGACGCAAUGAUCGGAGCAAAUCCAGUUCCUGCAAACUACGCACAUCUCCCCGAGGGAUUCGCCGGACAGGAACCGAUGAAAGAAGAUUUCAGCAAUAUAUUGGCGGGCGUACGACAAACUUGUUACAGUAAUUAA